UUGUUCACUGCAGCAGCGCGACUUUCGAGCUCUCGUUAAAAAUUGUCAACAAACCACACAGAAGUUUGUACAUGGUCCUCAAAGCAGAAGCACUGAGCAGUGUCACUGUUAGAGCACUGGACAAUACAAGUGAAAGAUGGUUCAAGACAAUACUCAGAUUCGGCGSCAGGGUGCCCACGACUUCAUGGCAUACUAUGACUUUGCCUGUGCCAGACAGGACUCUGUUCCUCUGCCUUCUGUUAAGAUGAACCUUCACAAAGGAAUGCUGGACUUUAAUGGAGACAGGCUCAAAUUAAUAGACUGGCCACCAGUCCUCCAUUCCAUAGCCAUCAACAAGCACCUGCACCACAUUGCAAUAAGCAGCACAUUCCAAGCUAGUUUAGCUUCUGGAGAUGCAGAUAAAAGAUACCUCAAGCCAGCCUUCAAAAGGAAGAUCCCAGCCAUUCGCUCUAAGGAUAUGACAUUUAAACUGUGCAAAGCACUGAGGGAGUGCCUGACUGUCUCUCCCAACCUCAAGACUCUACAACUAAAUGGACUUCCGCUAAGAGAGAGGGACCUCAUCACUUUGACAAAAGGUUUGGCAAAAAGCUCUGUGUUGGAAGACUUGUCUCUGGCUAACUGUCCGAUCUCUGAUGAGGGCUUGGAGAUCAUUUGCCAAAGCGUGAAGUAUUCCACAAAUAUUAGGACAAUAGAUUUCACAGGGUGCAGUCUUACAUGGAGAGGGGCUGAGCACAUGGCCAAUAUUAUUAAGCAUCAGGGAAUGCAGAGACAUGGCACUGCGUGGGCAGAGUCCCUGAGGUACCGGCUGCCACAGUUCGAGGGAAUGGGAGGUCUGCGUCGCGUCACUCUGAACUCCAACACUUUGGUUGGGGAUCGAGGAGCAGCUGUUCUUGCACAUGAGUUGGCUGAAGACCUCUGGGUUAAAGCUGUGGAUCUACAGAGGUGUGGUCUGUCCAAUGCAGGAGCUCGUCGUUUGCUGGAGGCACUGAAAACAAAUUCUUCUCUGUGCGUGCUGGAUAUUCGUAGUAACCCUUUAGUCGACAAAGUCCUCAUUAAAACUGUGAUAGAAAAGGUUCUGAUGAAUGCAGGUCAGUCACCUGAGUACUGCUGGAUCAAACCCAAAUCCACUGAGUCGCCAAGAAUGUCUGGACCAAAACAGCGAGCCACGUCCAGGACAGUGAAGAGAAGAUCCUUAUCUAAAAAGGCGUGCAGCUACAGUCAAGGUCACCGUGGAGUCAGACUCAGUGGAAGAAGAGGACAGUGAUGAAGAUGGAGAAGUGUUGGUGGAAGCAGAGCAGAGACCGUCUUCUCUUCCUCUCCAGGACAGGACCACGGGACGACAUUUUGAGCGAGUUCAGAUGGAGCUGAAAGAGUGUCGCCUGAGGCUGGCAGAAGAGCGCAGRGCACGACUUAAAGCUGAGUCGAGGCUUACAGAAUAUGAGCUGGAGAAUGCCCGACUUCGUGAUGCCAACCGUUCUCUGUCAGAAGCUCUUUCAGUCGUUGGCUCUGCAGCUGCWCCGCCUGCUUUCAGCGCUCUGGAAGACGAGGCGGUCCUCGAGAGCAUCGAGAGCUCGUUUAAUAAGUUCCAUGCCUUCCUGGAUCUCCUCAAGGAUGCUGGCUUAGGUCAGCUAGCUUCAAUGGCAGGAAUUAACACGUCAGAUUUCCAGCCUCUGGGUAAACCUCAGCUCUCCUCUACGAUGGGACCACAUCUGGACGGCGCAGCACCUCUGGCCGUCGGGGCGUUCGGGGGUGUUCAGGCAGAGGCUGAUGCUGCCUCUUUGGUGCCUAAUCUCCCUGGUGGAGCAGUAAACAGCCCCACUCACAGGUCUCCACCUCCUCUCAGGGAACUCGUACGYAAAGACCGACUACUAGAUGUGACCUUUAGUCCUGCUGCAACAGAUAGACCAGACCCUGUUGUGGAUGAAGAAGGGGAGCAUCAAUAUUUAAGGCCUGAUAUUCAGCCGGACUCAGGGUCUGAGCUAAGUUUCCGUAGCAACAAGUCCCUCGAUAACAUCGUCUCCUUUGAGAAAACCUUCCAGACCCAACCGACGAGCCGGUGGGGUGAAACCACAUCUCAGAGAAGCAGCAGUUCCCRUGGAAACGGCUUCGACAACAGUCACGUCGCCCAGAGCAACGGGACUCACGGCGGAUCGCCUGACAGCCUGAGUGAGAUUGUUAGCGACAGGGCAGAGUCUGUGGGGUCAGCGGGGUCAAGAGGCCGUGGAAUGGGAAGGCUGGUGACAGUCAGCCAGUCGGGGUCAAAAGGGUCUGAGAGAAAAACCUCUCCUGGGAGGGCUGCUCUGAAACACACCAGGUCUCCGUGGGGUCGCUCAGACGAUGAGUCCUGAUCAAACUACCAACUCAUGAUGACACUUCUGUGAUUUUUACUCACUUUCUGUUUUUAGGUAGAGGAUUAGUUUUUAUAGGACACCUCCGAUGUGUUUCAGUAUUUGAUUUGAUUUUUUAGAGUUGAGCAGGAGAAGCAGUGACUUUAGAGACUUUGUUUACACUUAAAGUGCGAUAAGAAAUGUUUUGGUUUACAAAACCUCAAACAAAUCUGAGUUCAUAUUUGUUGUCAUCCAGAUUAUUGUCGGAGCAAUCUAAACGUUAUCCAGCAGUUUAAUAAAAUUCACUGCUUGUUGAAAAGA
Austrofundulus limnaeus is the source of this 2648-nucleotide messenger RNA. It is a transcript of the gene cep78, whose product is annotated as centrosomal protein 78. Gene Ontology annotation, cellular component: ciliary basal body; centrosome. NCBI's taxonomy places the organism in Eukaryota, Metazoa, Chordata, Actinopteri, Cyprinodontiformes, Rivulidae. Gene Ontology annotation, molecular function: protein binding. Gene Ontology annotation, biological process: cilium organization. The record is from RefSeq and is a predicted model, not a curated record.